UUUAAGCUUGAUAAACGAGAAUGGUGAAGGAAAGUUCAUUCAGUUCAGUUUCUACGGAAGAUUCGCUGUGCGACCAGGAUGAAGGUUGCCAUGGUAACAACCUGACACACGAUGCUGUCGUCAAGGAGGAAGCAAGGGAAUGGAAGGAGUCCCAUACCGUCCAAAGAUCUCCAAAUUUCCCUAUUUCUCCUGUCACUCCAGUUGCUAUGGUUACCCCUGUUACCAUGGUAACGCCCAUUUCAACCAGCACACCUUACUCGGAAAGAAGCAGCUUCAAUCAUUUUAGAUUGACGGACUCUGGAUUGGUUUCCAUGGAAACACGUCAUGACAAGUCCCCAGAUAUUGCUAAAGAAUUUGAGGAGUUGAGAUGUAGAAACUGCUACAAAACAUACGCCACCCCGCUGUCCCUAUCCCAACAUCACUGUUACAAGUUCAAGUGCGCUCAGUGUGGAUACAGGAGCGUAUCAGAGGAGACUAUGUAUGAACAUGUCACCUCACAGCAUCAGGAUGAAGUGUACAAGUGUGGUAUCUGUGAUAAAGGUUUUGAAGGUUCGCUGUGUCUAGAGAGACACCUCAGCUCUGACCACGACACCCCUUACAAUUGUAACCAAUGUGGACUGGUGUUUGUGAAGUUUGAAGAGUACAGGUCGCACUGUGCCGGACUCUGUUCCAAUACUACUCGGUUGGAGUGUGGAGAAUGUGGUAAUUCCUUCUUGUCAGCUGACAAACUUCAGGAACACAUGACAGCUAAACAUUUCGCAACAUCCCACGUCUCCAUGGCAACUCCCAUGACGUCACUGAACAUGGGUAGUUUCCAGAGCAACCUGGAUCUGACUCUCUCAACCCAAGCUCUCCUCCUAAAACACUCCUUUCUUCAGAAACUUGUGUCAGAUUUACAGACUGGUUUGGAAAAGAGCAAGCAACUUCCUAAACCAACUCCUCGCUUCCCUGCAGCUGCUCGGUGCAACAAUCUGCUCAACACAUCUCCACUCUUCUGUCCGACAGCACUGAAACCGUUCGAUCUGACCAAGUUCGGAGGUGUGACGUCACCUGACAUCAUUAAAUACAGUCCUUUAACCUCCCCCGAGAUUGCCAAAUAUGGUAAAAACAUAACCUCACCAGACUUCGCCAAAUAUGGCAAAGAAAUGACGUCACCGGAUACCUCCAAAUAUGGAGAGAAGAUGACGGAGUCACUUCUCAGGUGCAACCAGUGCUCGGUUUCUUUCGAGACGUUUGGUGAGCUUCACUCCCACUUGCUCCUUCACUCGGUAGCUGUGACGACUGGACUCGAUCAGCACUCGAUGAGCUACUGUAACGAGUGUGACUCUCAUUUCAACAACAAGUCCUUAUUAGACGAACACAUAAAGUCAGUCCACGAAUCAGAGCGCCCUUACAAGUGCACUCAUUGCGACAAAACAUUCACACGGUCCAACAAUCUACAAGAACAUCUGAGAACCCACACGGGAAGUCGACCCUACGUGUGCUCAUACUGUGACAAAAGUUUCGCGAGAUCCUCCAUUCUCCACAUUCACAUGAGAACCCACACCAAAAUCAAACCCUUCCAGUGCAGCGUGUGCCCAGCCGCGUUCAGCCACAGCAACAGUUUACAAGCUCACUUGAGGCGACAUACUGGGGCUAAACCUUACGUCUGCCCGGUCUGCUCCAAAGCUUUCCGACAAUCAGGUACCCUCCAUCGUCAUAUACGGACUCACAACAAAACCAAACGAUCCGACCAACUCAAACCAGACCUGCCUGCAUCCUUUCCCGGUAACCAUGGUAACUACACCAACUUGGCCCUGAAACUGCUUGGCCAACUGAGCUUUCCAGAGAACAGGAACAAGGAAAACCUCCCGGAAAUGGAACUGAAGCAGAUCUAGAGGAAGUUGGCAGGAAAAACCAAGGUUACUGUAACUUUGGUAACCGAAACUUUGGUAACUGUAACUUGGUAUUACGUGGGACAGCACCGAUGUAUUUAAAGCUAAGACUAAGAGCAAGGCGAUUAUUUUGGACGAUUUGUAUCACCAAUUUGGGUUAUAGUUGUCAGUAAUUUAAAUUAGGAUUAUCAUUAUCAAUAUCUGUUAAUGUUAUACGUUUUUACUAAUAACAGACAGUGACUGUUAUAAAUCCGUGGUUCCGCGCUCUUAUGGUCAUGGUGUAUUACUGUAAACCUAAACUGGUUAUGGUAAUUCAGAUUUCAUUAGAAAUAAGCGGAUUUAUAUUUCAUCGUCAAUUUAUAAUUAUACUUUUUUCAACAAAUUAUAACAUUAUAACAUAAUAUAUCAUUUGUACGACUUGUACUAUUUUGUAGCUUUCUAAAAGUUUUUACCGUUUUUAAGAUUUUAUAUUUGACGUGCUUAUCUUUCUCAUCGAUAAGGAGUCAAGUAAAACUUCUUGAAAACUUUAUGUUAUAUAUUGAGUGUUUUGAUAUUUUGUUAUAAAUCAAUGUUACUUUAAUCAUUAUGUAUUUCAUUUAAUAGCAUUCUA
Molecule: messenger RNA, 2484 nt
Organism: Bolinopsis microptera
Lineage: Eukaryota; Metazoa; Ctenophora; Tentaculata; Lobata; Bolinopsidae
Product: zinc finger protein 260-like
Exons: 15
Coding region: 21-1877 (618 amino acids)
Biological process (GO): regulation of transcription by RNA polymerase II
Cellular component (GO): nucleus
Molecular function (GO): DNA-binding transcription factor activity, RNA polymerase II-specific
Source: RefSeq, a predicted model, not a curated record